Molecule: messenger RNA, 1703 nt
Organism: Bursaphelenchus xylophilus (pine wood nematode)
Lineage: Eukaryota; Metazoa; Nematoda; Chromadorea; Rhabditida; Aphelenchoididae
Source: the annotation of a GenBank genome assembly
AUGGAAUACGCGGUGGAUGGGCAGAAUCCCUUCCCGGCGCAGGAGGCGGAUUGCGCAAAUGAAAUCCCGAUUGUGAAGUUGGCCAUGACCCACGAAUUAUCUCCCGUGGCCGGUCACAUGAGUGCCACAUACAGAGGAUCCCUUCUUGUCUGGGGCGGAUACUAUUACUCGUACAAUACUAUGGACUACAGGAAAGGAUCUGAUUUGUACAUAUACCCCUUCGGACUUGCAGGCGACUCCGGUGUCUGGUAUGUCAUGCUUCGCUUUAUAGGACACACAGCGUUGCUACUGAAAUUUAAUAAAAAUAUUUUGAAGGUUGAAAGUGAUGGGCACUGGAAAUGAGCCCAAACCCAACAGUGGAGGUGCCGCAUUGAUCUGUGGCGAUGACCUUUACAUCUUUGGUGGAAUUACUGUGUGUAAGUGCAUCCAUAAAAUUUGCCAUUGUUUAGUGGGCGACAGUACGGGAAGACGGAGGAAUCCCCAGACAAGCAUGUUGUGGAAGCUGAACAUCCCUUCCGCUGUGUGGGAGAUCGUGGAUCCAGAUCCCGAUCUAAAGGUGCCCACUCCUCGGGACAAGACCGCGGCCUGGUCUAUCGGCCGCAAGCUUUAUUUCUUUGGGGGAUUUGGUCCCACUUUCCAACUUCUGAGUCCCUCGGACGCCUAUCUGGCCGGAGACAAUGACUUUGUCUAUGGAGGGCCAGGGAAUUGCUGGAACAAUCAAUUACUCGAAUUCGACGUCGACUCGAGGAUUUGGAGAUUGGUCCCCAAGAAAGGAACGGUUCCUUCUGCUCGCGCUGGUGCUGGAUCACAAUAUGUUAAGGAUUUGGGGGUGGUCUUUUUAUUCGGGGGUCGAGGAUCUACUACCAGAUUGAAUGACCUCUAUAUUCUUGACGUUCAUUCGUUUGUUUGGACUGAAAUGUAAGGAGGCUUGCAUAAUGUCAUCACAAUUACUUUCCGUUCUUCAAUUAGCGUAAUCGUUUAUGUUUAUAGCGACCUCUCUGUCCGCCCUCCCGGUCGUUCCUGGUGUGCCAUGAGUUGGAUCCCGGAUCGAAAGCAGGUAUUUAUGAGUAGUGGAUUUUCGGUUGAGGAGAAACCCUUGGACGAUGUGUGGAUAUUGGACAUCGCACAAUGUUAUGGAACCCCCAUCAGACAGAACACCAGUGUCCAAUGGAAGUGUGUUCGUCCAGCCACAAAUCAUGUGGAUGACACUUCCCCUGAGAACAUCAACCCUUCCAAUGACACGACAGCGGCCCCAUCAUCUCCUUUCCAACGAUUCUGGCAUACAGCGAACAUGAUACAGUCGAGAUCUCAGAGCCCUUUCACAGAGGCCGUAUUACUCUAUGGCGGUGGGUAUCGGUGAUCGUGACUUUCAAUUUAACUCACCAAGUAAAGCAUUCUGUUUUUUAGGCAUGUUCCAACACCCUUGUUCCACUGCCCCUUGUCUGAAUACCCUCCAUGUCCAGACCAUCGAACCCCCUUCUCUCUUUGUCACUGUCCUACGAUGGUAUGCCAAGACCCACACCAAAUUGCCAUCUCCCGUUUUUCCCACUUUAUAUCGCAAGUACUUUUUAUUGGAAGAUAUAAAUCGCUUCAAAAGGGACUUCCGCCAGUCCUAUGGAGACUGUUCCCGGCUAGCCAGCUCUCUUCAUGGCCUCACAUUGAAAGAGAUUUUCGAUAUCCUUGAUAUGAGAAACAGUAUAUAG